AUGGGGUCGGUGAGUCUGUGUAGAGAUGAGGUCAACUCGUCUUUGCAUCUUCCCUGCCAGGCUGAUCCCCUCUCCGGUUCUGAUGGUUGCUGCCUUGCGCCGCACCUCAACGCUGGGGGGAUCACCCGCCGCAGUGGUGGUACCCGGGACCCAGCCACGCUGGAUCCCCUGGUGCCCCCGCUGUGGUGA
Molecule: messenger RNA, 189 nt
Organism: Penicillium crustosum
Lineage: Eukaryota; Fungi; Ascomycota; Eurotiomycetes; Eurotiales; Aspergillaceae
Exons: 1
Coding region: 1-189 (62 amino acids)
Source: RefSeq, a predicted model, not a curated record